GCGGAACGCCCCUCCUGUGAGGUGUGUCCGCCUGUGUGCCCCGAGCAGGACAGGUUGUCUCACCUUACAGCCGAUGACACCUGAACAUGGAGGCCGAGUACCGGGGUCUGGGCCGCUGUGUGUGCAGCUUCUGGCUGGCUGUCGCCUUUGACAUCGUGGGCCUGACCGUGCUCCUGCUCGGGGUGUUCGUCAACGUGUUUUUCUAUGACCUGCUCAUCUACGCGGGCGCCAUCGUGAUCUUCCUCAGCCUCAUCUGGUGGGUGUUCUGGUACUCUGGGAACAUCGAGGUGCCUCCGGGGGAGCUGGAGGAUGACGUCGGCCUGCUGAAGAAGAAGGGCCAAGCUGGCGGCAUCGGCGGGGUAGUGAGGCGGCUCUCCAGCCGCGUCUCCAACGGAAUCAGGAACUCUUUCCGCCGAAACGGAGGCCGCGCAAGCCGAGCGCAGAGGUCAGCCGCUGGGACAGCGGAGUCCCAACAGACGGGACAGGUGGCCGUUGCCAUGAAGACGGUUGUCCCGCAGGAAAGCCCCCCGCACACUGCAGUGUCCCCCGUUGCUGGCCUGGAAGUAGAGAUGCCGCACACAACUAUGGAGACUUCACCUACAUAACAGGUGGACAGAGACACGCCCACCUC
Messenger RNA from Poecilia reticulata (guppy), 631 nucleotides. Its product is annotated as transmembrane protein 238. The record is from RefSeq and is a predicted model, not a curated record. NCBI's taxonomy places the organism in Eukaryota, Metazoa, Chordata, Actinopteri, Cyprinodontiformes, Poeciliidae.